AUGGGCGAAGAUUCAGCCAGUGAAGAAGACGAUGAGUGCACGCCUCCAGAUGUUGCUAUGGAUGUGAAUCCCACAUGCGAUGAAUGUGAUUACAUGACCGAAGAAGAGGAUGAUCCCGACGAUUUGUAUAAACCGGAAGGAACAAUAUACCUUGAUAUCGACGGCUUUAGUCAAUUUUGUGAAGGAUCGUCUGAAACACAACAACGUCUUUCCAAACCCGUAUUUGUUCGAGGUCUUCCAUGGAAAAUCUUAGCAAUCCCUAGUAAGGCUUUACCUUCUAGAGAUGCCGCCCGAGUAGGAACUGGAGCGCGACCGAACAAAGCUCUCGGUUUUUUCCUUCAGUGCAACGGAGAUUCUGAGGCGGUUGCAUGGAACUGUGUAGCAUCAGCUUCACUCAAGGUUCUGUGUCAGGUUGAUGGUUUUGAAGAUCACUCAAGGCGGAUAACUCAUACCUUUUACCCUAAGGAGAACGAUUGGGGAUACUCACAGUUUCUAACAUGCGAUCAUUUAAUGAACCCUGAAAAUGGUUUUAUUAAAGACGACACCAUUCGCUUAGUAGUUCACGUAUCCGCAGAUGCCCCACAUGGUGUACAAUGGGAUAGUAAGAAACACACGGGUUACAUUGGACUCAAAAACCAGGGAGCUACUUGCUAUAUGAACUCUAUAUUACAAACGUUGUACUUCACUACGAAACUACGAAAUGCUGUGUAUGGCAUGCCUGUGGCGCAGGAUGAUCCGGAAAGUAAUGUUGCUUUGGCGAUGCAACGCGUAUUCUACGAUUUGCAGCAUUCUGACCGACCGGUUGGAACCAAAAAGCUAACGAAAUCGUUUGGCUGGGACUCACUGGAAACCUUCAUGCAGCACGAUGUUCAGGAACUUUGUAGAGUAGAGGACACAAUUCCAAACCUAUUCCGCGGUGUCAUGAAAUCUUAUAUCCGCUGUACAAAUGUCAACUUUGAAAGCAGCAAGGAAGAGCCGUUCUAUGACAUCCAGCUAAAUAUCAAAGGAAAGAGCAAUAUUAUGCAAUCAUUCCAUGAGUACGUUCAAGUAGAACGACUAGACGGUGAAAACAAGUACGAUGCCGGUGAUUACGGAAUGCAACCGGCUGAAAAAGGAGUGAAGUUUGUGUCAUUCCCACCAGUUCUUCAUCUGCAAUUGAUGCGCUUCCAAUAUGACGCAAAUCUUGAUGCAAAUGUGAAAAUCAAUGACAAGUUUGCAUUUCCGGAUAAGCUAUGUCUGAAUGAAUUUGUGGAAGGUAACGGUGAAGACUACACGUACUCACUACACGCAGUCCUUGUUCACUCUGGCGAUUUCCACGGAGGUCACUACGUUGUUUUCAUCAAUACCGGUCUCAGACCACCUGGAGAAAAAUAUAAGCCUAAGCUGAGCUUCCGCAGCGGCCCCCGCAGGCAAUUUUUAGACCAAAAAUCUGUGGUUGUCAAUAAUAAUUGCAUUCCUGAAUCGGUUACGGUACAUGUGGUAGCUGUGCUGACAAAUGGCGUUUUGGAAUUUGUGAAUUUGAACCAUAUGCAUCGAUAA
This is a messenger RNA of Cylicostephanus goldi, 1539 nucleotides long. Lineage: Eukaryota; Metazoa; Nematoda; Chromadorea; Rhabditida; Strongylidae. The record is from the annotation of a GenBank genome assembly.